AUCAGGAAACAACAAAGAAACAAAGGUACAUAGUUGAUUCCGCGAACCAGCCUAAUGGGUAUAAUAAUGUUUCAGGUAACAUCGUGAGUCAGGUCGUCCCACACUAGGUACCCCGUCUCUCCCACCACUCUCGUGUCUCGUCCAAAUUCCCGGUACUGAUCAGUUGAUUCACGACACCCGAACCAAAAAACAAUGGCAAACAGCAACUCCGACAAGCCCACCGUGAUGGUCACCAACGACGACGGAAUCGACGGCCCUGGACUUCUUGCCCUCGUCCACGUCCUCGUCUCCACCAAUCGCUACAAUGUUCUCGUCUGCGCUCCCGACUCGGAAAACUCUGCUGUGAGUCACUGCAUCACUUGGCGUCGUCCGAUUGCCGCCAAACAAGUUGACAUCGCCGGAGCAACGGCUUUUGCUGUUUCUGGGUCUCCGGCUGACUGUGCUUCUUUGGGUGUUUCUAAAGCGCUUUUUCCUUCAGUUCCUGACUUGGUGAUCAGCGGCAUAAACAAGGGCAGCAACUGUGGUCAUCACAUUGUUUACUCUGGUACUGUGGCUGGCGCUCGAGAAGCUUUCUUUAAUGGUGUACCUGCUGUCUCUGUAUCGUAUGAUUGGGUUGAAGGCGAGAGUCACAUUAAUGACUUCACACUUGCUGCCGAGGCCUGCUUACCUAUCAUAAAUGCAAUACUCGUGGAAAUAAAAAAUCAAACCUUUCCUCAAAGAUGUUUUUUGAAUGUAGAUCUGCCAACAAACGUUGCUGCUCAUAAGGGGUAUAAGCUGACUAAGCAGGGUAAUAGUAUAAGCAAAAUGAGGUGGAGGCAAGUUACUUCGAAGAUGCCAAAAAUGUUGUCAUCAAUGGAAAUGGAGAAAGAUUCAGCAACAUCUACUGGAAUUGAUACAUCAACUACGCCAAAAGAAGAUCCUUUGUUCUCAAGAGAGGUAACUGGUUUCCAACAUGAUACUGAUGAUGAUACCGACCACAAAUGUGUUAAAGAAGGAUAUAUUACUAUCACUCCUCUAGGUGCCUUCUCUAAUGCUGAUGUAGAUUGCAGCACCUACUUAAAAGAGUGGCUUCCAAAUGUAGCUGACCUCUCCUCUUCAUCUGCCCUAUAAAGGAUUUGUAAAAGGAUUCUUCAAAAUCAGCUGAAAUAUUGUAAUCUCAAUCAAGUCCCUCAGAAGAAAUCGGAACCAGAUUGAUUUGGGUUGGCGGUGAAAGCUUGGAACUCAUUCUUACCAUUUCUUUCUAAAUGAAGUUCCUGUGUCGUUAUAGUAAUUUCAAUGACUAUAAUAAGAAUUAGAACUUUUAAAGGUGUGUCACACAUACCUCAUAUAAAAGUAUAAAACGUGUUGAAGUUACAUCAGUCCUCCGUUUUGAAAGAUAUGAUGAACUUUAGUACAAUUACUACUGUAUAUUUAAUCCCUACUUUCACCAGGUGUCCCCUGCUUUAGUGGCUACUGUAUAUUUAAUCCCUACUCUAAGCAUUUUCAUCAUCACUCGAAUCAUACAUAAAAUAAUGAUGGCACUUCUAAUUCAAUUUGUAA
Messenger RNA from Rosa chinensis, 1539 nucleotides. RefSeq names its product 5'-nucleotidase SurE. Gene Ontology annotation, cellular component: cytosol. Lineage: Eukaryota; Viridiplantae; Streptophyta; Magnoliopsida; Rosales; Rosaceae. The record is from RefSeq and is a predicted model, not a curated record. The coding region runs from base 193 to 1110 and encodes 305 amino acids. Gene Ontology annotation, molecular function: nucleotidase activity. The transcript has 11 exons.